UGCUGGGACACAACUUCCUACUAGUAAUGGUCCCCUCAACCAAGCUUGGAUGUAAGCAAAGCCUACAUCUUUGGUCAGAGAUGCUGGUCCAAAGGACCACUGGGUCCCUUCCCCUAUGUCCAGACAGGAUGGGGGAGGGGUGAGGGCUUUUCUGUUAACUAGCCCUGGUAUCAUGGCUAGGCUCAGACCAAGAGUUUGAACUAAGAGCUUUUUUUCUUUCCCCUUAAAGAUUUAUUUUAGGAGGGAGGGGCAGAGAGAGAGAGAGAGAGAGAGAGAGAGAGAGAGAAUCUUAAGCAGACUCACUGCUGAAGGAGGAGCCUACCUCUGAGUCUGAUCUAUCAACUCUGAGAUCAUGACCUGAGCCAAAAUCAAGAGUCUAACACUUAACUGACUGGGCCACCCACCCAGGCACCCCUGAACUAAGAACUUUUGCAGAGAAUGUGGGGUGGGGAGCAACAACCUCUGACAUUCAGACAAACCUCCCUCUGUUGUGCCAAGGAUGGGUAAAAUCCCCCACUUAGGUGGAGGUUUGUGCUAAUUUCUAUUUGCACUCAGAGAAUCCAUGUUGGGAUUGGAGACCUGAGAGAUGAAGUGCUCUAACUCUCUCAUUUUACAGGAAGUCGAGGACAGAGGAGGGAGUGUGGGUCAUUUGCUGCCAAAUCAGACAGCAGAUGCCAGAGGCGGAGCUGGGAGAGAAAAAUGGGCAACAUACUGAGCUACUUAAAGCUUGGUAAAGACUUUCUGAGGAAGAGUGCAACUCUUCCAAAGCACUAAUCCUAGGAGUCCCACCUGCGAGCUCUCCUAGAUCUCAACCGAGGCAUCAAGCUGGACCCAGGCAGUGCUGCUCUGAGGCUGAUGGGCGUUUCCAUGGCUGCAACUGCCUCCUCCGCUGCAUCCUCUUAUGGCUGGUCCAGUGAUGCUCUCUGCUCUCCUUACAGGGUUCCAUUCCUCCUUAGACGAGAUGUCUCACCAGAAAAAGCAGCCCACCCCCAUGCCCCCAGUGGGUUGCGGGAAGAACUCGGGUGGCGGCGGCGGCGGCGGCUCUGGCGGCGGCUCCGGCGGCUGUGGCUUCCAUAGCGGCGGCGGCAGCUCGGGCUGCGGCGGCGGCUCCGGCGGCUGUGGCUUUCAUAGCGGCGGCGGCGGCUCGGGAGUGAGCGUCAAGUAUUCCGGGGGCGGCAGCAGCUCUGGCUGCGGAGGCUACUCUGGUGGCGGCGAAGGCUCCGGCUGCGGCGGCGGCUCCGGAGGCUGCGGAGGAGAUUCCGGUGGGAGUGUCAAGUACUCUGGGGGUGGUGGCAGCUCCGGAGGCGGCGGCCGCAGCGGCUCCGGCUGCGGGGGUGGCUAUUCCGGGGGCGGCGGCGGCUCCGACUGCGGCGGCGGCUCCUCCUGCGGCAGCAGUAGCUGCUACUCCGGUGGCGGCGGCGGCGGCGGCGGCGACUCCGGUCAGCAGGUCCAGUGCCAGAGCUACGGAGGCGUCUCUAGCGGGGGCUGCGGGGGUGGUGGCUCCUCCGGGGGCGGCGGCAGCUCCGGCUGCGGUGGCGGCUCCUCUAGUGGAAGCUCCGGCUGCGGCGGGGGCUCCUCCGGCGGCGGCUCCGGCUACUUCUCUCAGCAGACCACCCCGACCUCGUGCGUGCCCCAGCAGAGCUACGGAGGGGGAUCCUCCGGAGGCAGUUGCGUCGGCGGCUCCUCCGGGGGCGGCGGGGGCUAUUUCUCCAGCUGCGGCGGCGGCGGAGGCGGCGGCGGCGGCGGCGGCUGCUCGUCCGGUGGCAGCGGGGGCUGCUUCUCCAGCGGUGGUGGGGGUGGCGGCGGCUCCGGCUGCGGCGGCGGCUCCUCCGGGGGUGGCGGGGGCUGCUUCUCCAGCGGUGGGGGUGGCGGUUCCCCUGGGGGUGGCAAGGGCGUCCCGAUCUGCCACCAGACCCAGCAGAAGCAGGCGCCUACCUGGCCAAGCAAAUAAGGUCCGUUAAAGGCCGCGGAGAAGAAGAGAUGGAGGUGUUCUCCGUGGGCGCCAAUGGGCUUAGCUCUCUCAUGGUAUUGCCCUGAGGUUCCCAAAUCCUUCAGGUGUUAACACCCGAGCCACUGAGCUCUGGGGCUGCCUCUUGUUCUGUAGUUUUUCAUCUUUGGUUUCUAUACAAUUACCUCCCAACCCCGGUACAUCCUCAGUCAAUAAAUGUGCAA
Molecule: messenger RNA, 2172 nt
Organism: Zalophus californianus (California sea lion)
Lineage: Eukaryota; Metazoa; Chordata; Mammalia; Carnivora; Otariidae
Gene: LORICRIN
Product: loricrin cornified envelope precursor protein
Exons: 1
Coding region: 902-1951 (349 amino acids)
Cellular component (GO): cornified envelope
Molecular function (GO): structural constituent of skin epidermis
Source: RefSeq, a predicted model, not a curated record